AGAGCAGUGCCCGGGCUACACCGAGCAUCCCACAUCCCCAAGCCCCGCUGCUCCUCACCGAACCGGGAAGGACACAAAGCCUGUCCCGAGCUCCCUGUCCCGAGCCCAGGGCAGCCGCUCGGUGCCAGGGGGCCCGGGAGUGGUGCCCGCCGGGGUCUCGGCAGGGUGAUGCCCACCGGGGGUGAUGCCCACCGGGGGUGAUGCCCGCCGGGGGUGAUGCCCGCCGAGCAUGAUACCCCGGCGGCUCUGCCGGCUCCCGCCCGCCCCGGGCAGACACCAAAGCGUUAACCACCCGCUCGCCUCAAUUUCCUGUCCCGCUUCCCCUUUUCCUUCCCAAAGUUUGGGCAGAACCCAUGGCCGCGGCAGCAGCUGCGCUCCUGUCCGGGCAGCGAAGCCCCGUGCUCUCGGGUGUGGGUGCCCCAUUGGGUCAGGGCUUCACUCUGCAGCAGCCCCAGGCCAAGGUGUCGGUGGCACUGGGGGAAACGCUCACCCUGAACUGCAUCACGUCUGGAAUUGCUGACCCAGGCCCUGUGAGGUGGCUGAAGGGCUGGGGCACUGGGAACAAGACUGUCUAUGACCAGAAUUAUGAGGAUCCCUUGUUCCGUGUGACGAGAGCAGUGGAUGGGUCUGACACAGACUUCACCAUCCGCAUCAGCAACUUUCAGCCCGAAGAUGCUGGCACCUAUUACUGUGUGAAGUUUGUCAAGGGGGACUCUGGUGAGGAUGAGGUGUUUAAGAGUGGCAGUGGCACUGAGGUGUCCGUGCAUGAGGCUGCCCUGGUUCCUGGAAUGGUGGCUGCAGCUGCAGUGCUCUGCUUCCUCCUCCUCCUCGGCCUCUUCGUCGCCCUUUGCACGUACAGGAGGAAGCGCCAAGGGGGGGUGGGCAGCCCCUGCCCCGCCAGGACAGUGGCCAUGGGCAGCUUCUCGUCUGUCCCUCUGCAGUGCUGUGCAGGGACCCCCGGCACCCCCAGUGAAGUCCUGGAUGCAGAGAGCUCCCACCUGCCCAGCCAGAGCAGCAAGGAGGAGAACGACAUCCACUACGCCGACCUGCAGCCGCUGCCGCCGGCCCCGCGGCGCGGCAGGAGCCCAGGCACAGCCCCCACCGAGUAUGCCAGCCUCAGGGUCACUGCCAAGUGACGCCUGGCACGGCUGCCUGCACAGCCAGGCCGUGUCAGGGUGGCAGAAGGGACGUUUCUGCAGGGCACAACAAAGAAGAAGUGGAGCUGUUUGCGUGGUGCGUCCAGAUCUCAGCUCGGCACGCUGUGGUCACCGUGUUUGCACCUCAGGGGAGCUCUCCCAGGACCUGGAAGCUUUGUCGACCACAGGAUCAGACCACGAGGCCAAGCACCUCUGCCUUGUGCAAGCUGUUUUGUGCUGAUAACAGCAGAAGGACCUCACACGCACCUGUGUGCACCAGCGUGGGCCUCCACUGGUCCUUUCCCGGCCCACAGGUCCGUAAUUUGUGUUAUCUUUUACCACCCUCAUUAAAGCCAGCAAACAGC
Messenger RNA from Passer montanus (Eurasian tree sparrow), 1501 nucleotides. RefSeq lists its product as uncharacterized. The record is from RefSeq and is a predicted model, not a curated record. The transcript has 5 exons. The coding region runs from base 354 to 1136 and encodes 260 amino acids. Gene Ontology annotation, cellular component: plasma membrane. NCBI's taxonomy places the organism in Eukaryota, Metazoa, Chordata, Aves, Passeriformes, Passeridae.